ACUGCAGCGCCAGCGCGCAAGCGGGCAGCGGAGGACCCGGCCGGCCCCGAGAGCCGAGAGGCUGUCGCGCAGGCAGACAGGCCGCGGCCGCCGCCGGAUACAGCCCCGCUGUGAGCCAUGCCGUGCGGGGGCCCCGCCUGAGCCGCGGCCGCCGGGGCCGGGGGCUCUCGGGCCCUCGGGAGCGGGCCGGGGCCAUGCUUGCGCUGCCCUGACGAUGCCGCCCGCCGCGCCCGCCCGCCUGGCGCUCGCCUUGGGCCUGGGCCUGUGGCUCGGGGCGCUGGCGGGGGUCCCCGGGCGCGGCUGCGGGCCGUGCGCGCCCCCCUGCCUCUGCGGCCCGGCGCCCGGCGCCGCCUGCCUUGUCAACUGCUCCGGCCAUGGGCUGCGGACGCUCGGGCCCGCGCUGCGCAUCCCCGCGGACGCCACCGCGCUGGACGUCUCCCACAACCUGCUCCGGGCGCUGGACUUCGGGCUCCUGGCGAACCUCUCAGCGCUGACAGAGCUGGACAUAAGCAACAACAAGAUUUCUACGUUAGAAGAAGGAAUAUUUGCUAAUUUAUUUAAUUUAAGUGAAAUAAACCUGGGCGGGAACCCGCUCGAGUGUGACUGUGGUCUGGCCUGGCUGCCGCGCUGGGUGGAGGGGCAGCAGGUCCGCGUGGUGCGGCCCGAGGCGGCCACGUGCGCCGGGCCCGACCCCCUGGCUGGCCAGCCACUGCUCAGCGGAGCGCUGCUGGACGGAGCCUGCAGUGAGGAGUAUGUCGCUUGUGUCCCUGACGACAGCUCGGGCGCCGUGGCGCUGGUGGCCUUCUCGGCUGCCCCCGAGGGCCCGCUGGCCCCCGAGGCCUGUGGCGCCCUCUGCUUCGCGGCCGGCCAGACCCUCGCAGCCCUCUCGGAGCAGGGCCAGUGCCUGUGCGGGGCGGCCCGGCCCCCUAACACCUCCUCUGCCUGCCUGCCCUCCUGCUCUGGCCCCUCCCUGCCCCCCGCUCCCGCCUGCCGGGGGCCCAGCCUCCUCCAGCACAUCUUCCCUGCCUCCCCGGGGGCCGCCCUGCUGGGGCCCCGAGGACCCCUGGCCUCUGGCCAGCCCGCAGCCUUCCACAUCACCGCCUCGCUGCCGGUCAGCUCCACGCACUGGGACUUCGGUGACGGCUCCCCGGAGGUGGACGUCGCGGGCCCGGACGCCACUCACCGCUAUGUGCUGCCUGGCCGCUACCCUGUGACGGCCGUGCUGGCCCUGGGGGCGGGCUCUGCCCGGCUGGGGGCGGAGGUGUGGGUGGAGGCCGCCCCCGCUGCCCUGGAGCUCGUCUGUGUGGCCUCGGUGCACAGCAAUGAGACCCUGCAGCUCGGCGUCCGAAACCGUGGCGGCUCGGGCCUGGAGGCCACCUACAGCAUCACGGCCCUGGGCGAGGAGCCAGUCCAAGUGGUGCACCCGCUCUGCCCCUCGGACACGGAGAUCUUCCCCGGCAACGGGCACUGCUACCGCCUGCAGGCAGAGAAGGCGUCCUGGGCUCAGGCACAGGAGCAGUGCCGGGCCUGGGCCGGGGCCGCCCUGGCCAUGGUGGACAGCCCCGCCGUGCAGCGCUUCCUGGUCUCCCGCGUCACCAGGAGCCUGGACGUGUGGAUCGGCUUCUCAGCCGUGGAGGGGGCAGCAGCGGGCCCCGCACCCCAGGGCGGCGCCUUCAGCCUGGAGAGCUGCCAGAACUGGCUGCCUGGGGAGCCGCACCCCGCCACGGCCGAGCGCUGCGUGCGCCUGGGGCCCGCCGGGCAGUGCAACACGGACCUGUGCUCAGCACCUCACAGCUACGUCUGUGAGCUGCGGCCUGGAGGCCCCGUGUGGGACACAGAGAACUUUCUCGUGGGAGCGCCCAGUGGGGACCUGCAGGGUCCCUUGAGCCCUCUGGAACAGCAGGAGGCCCUCCUGGCACCCCAGGAGCCUGUCGAGGUGAUGGUGUUUCCCGGCCUGAGCCCGAGCCGCGAAGUCUUCCUCACCGCUGCCGAGUUCGCGACGCAGGAGCUGGGCCGGCCCGCCCAGCUGCGGCUGCAGGUGUUCCGGGCGGGCCGCGGAGCAGGGGCCCUGGAAAACAGCAGCGAGCCCCAGGGUCGGUCCCUGGAAAACAGGACUGAGCUGGCCCCUGCGUGCACACCAGAAGGGCCCCUGUGCCCCCAAGUCAACAUCUGCCUGCCUCUGGACACCCCUUGCCACCCUGGGGCCUGUGCCAACGGAUCCACACCAGGGCCGGGCCUCCCUGGGGUCUCUUACGCGCUCUGGAAAGAGUUCCUCUUCUCCAUGCCUGCGGGCCCCCCCGCCCAGUACUCGGUCCCCUUCCACAGCCAGGACGUCACCCUGCUCCCUGGCGACCUCGUCAGCUUGCAGCACGAUGCGGGGCCGGGCGCCCUCCUGCACUGCCCCCCGACGCUGGGCUUCCCGGGCUCCGAGACCCCAUACUUCUCCGCCAACGCCUCGGCCUGGCUUGCCCGCCUGCCUGCCCAGCUGGAGGCGGCCCCGGCUGGCCCCGCCUGCGCCCUGCGGUUGCUGGCUGCCACGGAGCGGCUCACCCCUCUGCUGGGCCUGGGCCUGGGCCCCAACCCGGGGCUGCGGCGGCCAGGGCGCUACGAGGUCAGGGCCACGGUGGGCAACGGUGUGUCCAGGCACAACCUGACCUGCAGCUUCAACGUCCUGUCCCCAGUGGCUGGGCUUCAGGCCAUCUACCCAGCCCCCCAGGACGGCCGCCUCUACGUGCCCACCAGCGGCUCGGCUCUAGUGCUGCAGGUGGACUCUGGUGCCAACGCCACCGCCAUGGCCCGCUGGCCCGGGGGCAAUGCCAGUGCGCCCUUCGAGGCUGCCUGCCCAGCCGCUGUGGCCGCCCUGGCGCCCGGCUGUGCGGAGGCGGCCAACGGCAGCCUGUUCUCAGUGCUGACGCUGCCGGGGCUCCGUGAGGGCGAGCACGAGGUGGAGGUGGUGGUGGAGAACGGGGCCGGCCGGGCCAACCUCAGCCUGCUGGUGACAGCGGAGGAGCCCAUCCGCGGGCUCCGUGCCAUGCCCAGCCCUGAGGCCCGUGUGCUGCAGGGCGUCCUGGUGAGGUACAGUCCCGUGGUGGAGGCCGGCUCAGACGUGGUCUUCCGCUGGACCAUUGACGACAAACAGUCCCUGACCUUCCACAACGUGGUCUUCAACGUCAUCUACCAGAGCGCAGCGGUCUUCAAGCUCUCGCUGACAGCCUCCAACCAUGUGAGCAGCGUCAGCGCGCACUUCAACGUCACCGUGGAGCCAAUGCACCGGAUGCGGGGCCUGCAGGUGUCCGCGGUGCCUUCCGUGCUGGCCCCCAACGCCACGCUGGCGCUGGCCGCCCACGUGCUGGUGGACUCGGCCGUAGAGGUGGCCUUCCUGUGGACCUUCGGGGAUGGGGAGCAGGCGGUCGGCCAGUUCAAGCCUCCGUACGACGAGUCCUUCGAGGUCCCAGACCCCACGGUGGCCCAGGUGCUGGUGGAGCACAACACCUCGCACACCUACCCCGUCCCAGGUGAAUACAACCUGACCCUGCUCGUGUCCACCGCCUUUGAGAACCUGACGCAGCGGGUGCCUGUCAGCGUGCGUGCCGCCCUGCCGGCCGUGGCUGUGGCCGUGGGCAGCCAGGUCCUGGUGGCUGGCUGGCCCGUCACCUUCUUCCCGCGCCCGCUUCCAUCACCGGGCGGUGUCCUCUACACGUGGGACUUCGGGGAUGGCUCCCCAGCUGUCAGCCAGCCCCAGCCAGAGGUCAACCACACGUUCGCCUCGAGGGGCACGUACCGUGUCCGCCUGGAGAUCAACAACACCGUGAGCCACGUGGCGGCGGCCGUCAGCGUGCGCGUCUUUGAGGAGCUCCGCGGCCUGACGGUGAGCCUGAGCCCCGCCGUGGAGCAGGGUGCGCCCGUGGUGGUCAGCGCUGCCCUGGAUUCCGGUGACAAUGUCACGUGGACUUUCGACAUGGGGGAUGGCACAGUGCUCACGGGCCCCGAGUCCACGGUGGAGCACGUGUACCGGCGGGCGCAGAACUGCACGGUGACGGUGGGCGCAUCCAGCCCCGCCGGCCGCCUGGCCCACAGCCUGCCUGUGCACGUCUUCGUCCUGGAGGUGCUGUGGAUCGAGCCGGUGGCCUGCAUCGCCUCCCAGCCGCACGCCCGGCUCACGGCCCAUGUCACCGGGGACCCUGCCCACUAUGUCUUUGACUGGACCUUCGGAGACGGCUCAUCCAACAUCAGCAUCCGGGGGGACCCGACCGUGACGCACAACUUCACGCGCAGCGGCACUUUCCCACUGGCGCUGGUGCUGGCGAGCCGCGUGAACAGAGCACACUACUUCAGCAGCGUCUGCGUGGAGCCCGAGCUGGGCAACGUCACCCUGUGGCCCGAGAGGCAGUUCGUGCGGCUUGGGGACGAGGCCCGCCUGGCGGCCCACGCCUGGCCCCCCUUCCCCUACCGCUACACCUGGGACUUCGGCUCCGAGGAUGCCGCCGCCCGCAUCGGGGGCCCUGAGGCCACGUUCACCUACCGGCUCGUGGGCUCCUACCUGGUGACAGUCACCGCAGCCAACAACAUCUCGGCCGCCAACGACUCGGCGCUGGUGGAGGUGCAGGAGCCCGUGGAGGUCACGGGCAUCAGGGUCAACAGCUCCCACUCUCUGGAGCUGCAGCAGCCCUACCUGUUCUCCGCCGUGGGCCACGGGCGCCCCGCCAGCUACCUGUGGGAGCUGGGGGACGGCGGGCGGCUGCAGGGCCCCGCGGUCACCCAUGCCUACGGCAGCACGGGCUGCUUCCAAGUCCGGGUGGCCGGCUGGAACGAGGUGAGCCGGGGGGAGGCCCGGCUGAACGUGACGGUGCAGCGGCGUGUGCGGGGGCUCAGCGUGAACGCCAGCCGCACGGUGCUGCCCCUCAACGGCAGCGUGAGCUUCAGCACGGCGCUGGAGGCUGGCAGCGACGUGCGCUACUCCUGGGUCCUCUGUGACCGCUGCACGCCCAUCCCCGGGGGCCCCACCAUCUCUUACACCUUCCGCUCCGUGGGCACCUUCAACAUCAUCGUCACGGCCGAGAACGAGGUGGGCGCCGCCCAGGACAGCAUCUUUGUCUACGUCCUGCAGCACAUCGAGGGGCUGCAGGUGGUGGGCUGCGGCUGCUGCUUCCCCACCAACCGCACGCUGCAGCUGCAGGCCGCGGUGCGGGACGGCACCAACAUCUCCUAUAGCUGGGCCGCUCAGCGCGACAGCGGCCCCGCCCUGGCCGGCAGCGGCAAAGCCUUCUCACUCACCGUGCUCGAGGCCGGCACCUACCACGUCCAGCUGCGGGCCACCAACAUGCUGGGCAGCGCCUCAGCCAACUGCACGGUGGACUUCAUGGAGCCAGUAGGGUGGCUGGCCGUCACCGCCUCCCCGAACCCAGCUGCCGUCAACACGACCAUCGCCCUCUGGGCCGAGCUGGCUGGGGGCAGCGGCGUCACUUACAGCUGGUCCCUGGAGGAGGGGCCACGCUGGGAGACCCCGGAGCCGUCCACCACCCUCAGCUUCCCCAGCCCCGGCCUGCGCCCAGUCACAGUCAUGGCCAAGAACCAGCUGGGCUCAGCCAACGCCAGCGUGGAGGUGGUCGUGCAGGUGCCCGUCAGCGGCCUCAGCAUCCAGGCCAGGGAACUUGACGGCGGCUUUGUGGUGGCCGGUUCCACGGUGCCCUUCUGGGGGCAGCUGGCCGCAGGCACCGACGUGAACUGGCGCUGGGCUGUGCCGGGUGGCAGCAGGCAGGGCCAGCACAUCACUGUGGUCCUCUCCGACGCCGGCCUGGUCUCGGUCCAGCUCAACGCCUCCAACGCGGUCAGCUGGGUGGUGGCCACACACAACCUCACCGUACAGGAGCCCGUCGUGGGCCUGGUGCUCUGGGCCAGCAGGAAGGUGGUGGAGCCCGGGCAGCCGGUGCACUUUCAGAUCUUGCUGGCCGCCGGCUCGGCCGUCCGCUUCCUCCUGCAGGUCGGCGGGGGCGGCCUCGAGGUGCUGCCUGCGCCCCACUUCUCCCGCAGCUUCCCCCGAGUCGGGGACUACACGGUGAGCGUGCACGCCGAGAACCGCGUGAGCCGGGCGCAGGCCCAGGUGCGCAUCUCGGUGCUGGAGGCCGUGGGUGGGCUGCAGGUGCCCGACUGCUGCGGGUUGGCCAUCGCCACAGGCGCCGAGCGGAACUUCAGCGCCCGUGUGCAGCGGGGCUCCCGCGUCGCCUACGCCUGGUACUUCUCGCUGCAGAAGGUGCAGGGGGACUCGCUGGUCAUCCUGUCGGGCCGUGACGUCACCUACACCCCCGUGGCUGCGGGGCUGCUGGAGAUCCACGUGCGCGCCUUCAACGAGCUGGGCGGCGUGAACUGCACGCUGCGGGUGGAGGUGCAGGAUGCCAUCCAACAUGUGGCGCUGCGUGGCCCCCGCUGCUUCGCCAACCGCUCCGCCCACUUCGAGGCGGCCACCAGCCCCAGCGCCCGGCGCGUGACCUACCGCUGGGACUUCGGGGAUGGGGCCCCAGUGGAGGACACGGAGGUGCCCUGGGCGGCGCACUCCUACCUGCAGCCCGGGGACUACCGCGUGCAGGUGAACGCCUCCAACCUGGUGAGCUUCUUCGUGGCGCAGGCCACGGUCACCGUGCACGUGCUGGCCUGCAGGGAGCCCGCGGUGGACGUGGCCCUGCCCCCGCAGGUGCUCAUGCGGCGCUCCCAGCGCAACUACCUGGAGGCCCACGUGGACCUGCGGGACUGCGUCAGCUACCAGACCGAGUACCGCUGGGAGGUGUACCGCGCGGCCAGCUGCCAGCGGCCCGGGCGCGCGGCGCGGGUGGCGCUGCCCGGGGUGGACGUGAGCCGGCCCCAGCUGGUGCUGCCGCGGCUCGCGCUGCCUGUGGGCCACUACUGCUUUGUGUUCCUGGUGUCGUUCGGGGACACGCCGCUGGCCCGCAGCAUCCAGGCCAACGUGACGGUGGCCGCCGAGCGCCUGGUGCCCAUCGUGGAGGGCGGCUCCUCCCGCGUGUGGUCCGACUCCCAGGACCUGGUGCUGGACGGGAGCAAGUCCUACGACCCCAACCUGGAGGACGGCGACCAGACGCCGCUCAGCUUCCACUGGGCCUGCGUGUCCGCGACGCAGAGUGAGACUGGUGGGUGCGCGCUGAACUUUGGGCCCCGCGGGAGCAGCGUGGUCACCAUCCCUCGGGAGCGCCUGCGCGCUGGCGUGGAGUACACCUUCAACCUGACCGUGUGGAAGGCCGGCCGCAAAGAGGAGGUCACCAGCCAGACGGUGCUGGUCCGCAGCGGCCGGCUGCCCAUUGUGUCCCUGGAGUGCGUGUCCUGCAAGGCGCAGGCGGUGUAUGCGGUGAGCCGCAGCUCCUACGUGUACCUGGAGGGCCGCUGUGACAACUGCGAUGGGGGCUCGGAGCGAGGGCUGUGGGCUGCACGCAGCUUCAGCAACGAGACGCUGGUGCUGGACGCGACGACCACGUCCACGGGCAGUGCGGGCAUGCGGCUGGUGGUGCGGCAGGGCGUGCUGCGCGACGGCGAGGGCUACACCUUCACGCUGACCGUGCUGGGCCGCUUGGGCCAGGAGCAGGGCUGCGCCUCCAUCCGCCUGGCACCCAACCGCCCGCCGCGGGGCGGCUCCUGCCGCCUCUUCCCACUGGAGGACGUGCGCGCGCUCACCACCAAGCUGCACUUCGAGUGCGCAGGCUGGCAGGACGCGGAGGACACGGGUGCGCCGCUGGUAUACGUCCUGCAGCUGCGGCGCUGCCGCCAGGGCCACUGCGAGGAGUUCUGCGUCUACAAGGGCAGCCUCGCCUCCUACGGGGCUGUGCUGCCGCCCGGCUUCGCGCCCCACUUCGUGGUGGGCCUGGCUGUGCUGGUACAGGACCAGCUGGGGGCUGCCGUGGUCGCCCUGAACAGGUCUCUGACCAUCACCCUGCCAGACCCCCCUGGGGACCCCGCUGACGGCCCCCCAGACCUCACGGGCUGGCUGCAUAGCCUGGCGGGGAGCACGCUGCCGGGGCUGCUGCGGCAGGCUGACCCCCAGCACGUCAUGGAGUACUCACUGGCCCUCAUCGCCGUGCUCAACGAGUAUGAGCAGACCCUGCCCGUGCUGGUGGAGCCAGACCCCAGGCAGGAGCUGCGCGCCCAGAUACGCAAGAACAUCACAGAGACGCUGGUGUCCCUGCGGGUCAACACGGUGGACGACAUCCAGCAGGUGGCGGCUGCGCUGGCCCAGUGCACGGUGUCCAGCCGGGAGCUUGUGUGCCGCUCGUGCCUAAAGAAGACGCUGCACAGGCUGGAGGACAUGAUGCGCAUCCUGCAGGCAGAGACCGCCACGGGCGCGGGGACGCCCACCGCCAUCGCAGACAGCAUCCUCAACAUCACAGGCGACCUCAUCCAUGUGGCCAGCUCGGACGUGCAGGGCCCACAGCCCUCGGAGCUGGGGGCGGAGCCACCCUCGCUGCUGGUGGCGUCCAGGGCCUACCAGCUCUCGUCCGCCCUCGUGGGCAUCCUCACGCGCUCCCGCGUGCUCAACGAGGAGCCCCUGACGCUGGCCGGGGAGGAGAUCCUGGCGCAAGGCAAGCGCUCAGACCCGCGAAGCCUGCUGUGCCAGGGCGACGCCCCAGGCCCCGGCUGUCACUUCUCCAUCCCCGAGGCCUUCAGCGCUGCCCUGCCCAACCUCAGCGACGUGGUGCAGCUCAUCCUGCUCGUGGACUCCAACCCCUUCCCCUUCGGCUACAUCAGCAACUACACCGUCUCCACCAAGGUGGCCUCCAUGGCCUUCCAGACGCAGGCCGGCGCCCAGAUCCCCAUCAGGCAGCUGGCCUCAGAGCGUGCCAUCACCGUGAAGGUGCCCAACAACUCGGACCAGGCCGCCCAGGGCCAGCGCGUCCCCGCCGGCUCCGCCGUCAUCCAGCCCCGGGCCUCGGUCAGCGUCGUGGUCACCCCCGAGAACAGCAACCCCGAGGCGGGGCUGCACCUGCAGCUCACCUUCACGGUGCUGGACGAGCAGUACCUGCCGGAGGAGCCCGAGCCCUUCCUGGCCGCCUACCUGCACUCGGAGCCCCAGCCCAAUGAGCACAACUGCUCAGCCAGCAAGAGGAUCAGCCUGGAGGCCCUGGCGGGCGGAGACCACAGGCCCUACACCUUCUUCAUCGCCCCAGGGUCCCGGGACUUGGGCACGAGCUACUACCUGAACCUGAGCAGCCACUUCCGCUGGUCAGCGCUGGCGGUGUCCGUGGGCCUGUACACGUCGCUCUGCCAGUACUUCAGCGAGGAGGACAUGGCGUGGCGCACAGAGGGGCUGGUGCCUCUGGAGGAGACCUCGCCCCGCGAGGCUGUCUGCCUCACCCGCCACCUCACCGCCUUCGGCGCCAGCCUCUUCGUGCCCGCCAGCCGCGUCGAGUUCACCUUCCCCGAGCCGGCCUCCGGCGUCAACCACGUUGUCCUGCUGACCUGCGCCGUGUGCCUACUGACCUACGCGGUCAUGGCCGUGAUCCUGCGGAAGCUGGACCAGCUGGACGUCCGCCGGGUCCGUGCCAUCCCAUUCUGCGGGAAGGGGGGCCGCUUCAAGUACGAGAUCCUGGUCAAGACCGGCUGGGGCCGGGGCUCAGGGACCACGGCUCACGUGGGCAUCAUGCUGUAUGGGGCAGAUGGCCGCAGCGGCCACCGGCACCUGGAUGGGGACGGAGCCUUCCAGCGCAACAGCUUGGACGUCUUCCAAAUUGCCACCCCACACAGCCUGGGCCGCCUGUGGAAGAUCCGCGUGUGGCACGACAACAAAGGGCUGAGCCCCGCCUGGUUCCUGCAGCAUGUCAUCGUCCGGGACCUGCAGAGCGCCCGCAGCACCUUCUUCCUGGUCAACGACUGGCUGUCAGUGGAGACGGAGGCCAACGGGGGCCUGGUGGAGAAGGAGGUGCUGGCUGCAAGUGACGCGGCACUGCGGCGGUUCAAGCGCCUCCUGGUUGCUGAGCUGCAGCGCGGCUUCUUCGACAAGCACGUCUGGCUCUCCAUAUGGGACCGGCCGCCUCGGAGCCGCUUCACGCGCGUGCAACGUGCCACGUGCUGCGUCCUCCUCAUCGGCCUCUUCCUGGGUGCUAACGCCGUGUGGUAUGGGGCUGUGGGGGACAGCACACACAGCCGGGGCCCCGUGUCCAGCCUGGCCCCACUGAGCCUGGAUACCGUCGCCGUCGGCCUGGUGUCCAGCCUGGUUGUCUACCCCGUUUACCUGGCCAUCCUGUUCCUCUUCCGCAUGUCCCGGAGCAAGGUGGCAGGGGGCCCGAGCCCCACCCCCGCAGGCCCGCAGGCGCUGGACGUGGACAGCUGCCUGGACUCAUCCGUGCUGGACAGCUCCAUGCUCGCCUUCCCAGGACUCAGUGCCGAGGUGCGGGCUCCCGGGGGCCUGCCCGGGCGGGGCUGCGGCGCGGGCAGUCUGCAGUCAGGCUCUGUGUGUGCUUCUCAACAGGCCUUUGCUGGACAAGUGAGACAGGACUCAUUUCUGGAGGAUUCUAAAAGCCUGGUGUGCUGGCCAUCCAGCGAAGGCACCCUCAGCUGGCCAGACUUGCUGAGUGACCCGUCCGUCAUGGGCAGUGCCCUGCAGCGGCUGGCUCGGGGCCGGAUGGGCCUCACACCAGGCCCGGAGGAGGACAGUCUCUCCCUGGUCAGCCCCUCCUCACCUGCCAAGUACUUCUCCGCUUCAGAUGAGGACCUGAUCCGGCAGAUCCUGGCUGAAGGGGCUGGCAGCCUGGCCCCCACCCAGGACACGCAGGGAGAAACGGACCUGCUCGCUGGCCUGUGCAGCGCCCCUGGCGAGAAGACCCAGCCCGUGAUGCUGCGGAGCCCGGGGGAUACAGGGCUGCCCAGCCCAGGCCUGACGUGGGAACAGCCCCCACCGGCCAGGCUCCCCAAGACAGGUGCGCGCCCAAGUCCCAGGACAGCCUCCCGCUCCUCUCAGCUGCUGCUGACCCAUCUGCCUGCCUUCCCAGGGCUGGUGGAGGGUCUGCGGAAGCGGCUGCUGCCAGCCUGGUGUGCGCCCCUGGCCCACGGACUCAGCUUGCUCCUGGUGGCCGUGGCCGUGGGCGUGUCUGGGUGGGUCGGCGCCAGCUUCCCACCCAGCGUAUCUGUCAUGUGGCUCCUCUCAAGCGGCUCCAGCUUCCUGGCCUCCUUCCUCUGCUGGGAGCCUUUCAAGGUCCUGCUGGAGGCGCUCUAUUUCUCCUUGGUGGCCAAGCGGCUGCACCCCGAUGAGGAUGACACCCUGGUGGAGAGCCCGGCCGUGACACCCGUGAGCGAGCGUGUGCCCCGCGUGCGGCCGCCCCAUGGCUUCGCGCUCUUCCUGGCAAAGGAGGAAGCCCGGAAGGUCAAGAGGCUGCACGGGAUGCUGCGGGGCCUUCUGGUUUACAUGUUCUUCCUGCUGGUGACACUGCUGGCCAACUACGGGGAUACCUCGUGCCACAACCAUGCCUACCGCCUGCAGAGCGCCAUCAAGCAGGAGCUGGACAGCCAGGCCUUCCUGGCCAUCACCCGGUCUGACGAGUUCUGGCCAUGGAUGUCCCACGUUCUGCUCCCCUACAUCCACGGGAACCAGUCCAGGCCAGAGCUGGGGCCCCCACGGCUGCGGCAGGUGCGUCUGCAGGAAGCGCUCUGCCCGCACCCGCCUGGCUCCAGGGACCCCGCGUGCUCAGCAGCCUCAGACGGCUUCAGCACCAGCGACUACAGCGUUGGCUGGGGGAGCGCUGCUCUCAACAGCUCCGAGAUCUGGGCCUACUCGGCGCCAGACCUGCUGGGCGUGUGGUCCUGGGGCUCCUGCGCCGUGUACGACAGCGGGGGCUACGUGCAGGAGCUGGGGCCCAGCCUGGAGGAGAGCCGCGCGCAGCUGGGCUUCCUGCAGCUGCACAACUGGAUCGACAACAGAAGCCGCGCCGUAUUUGUGGAGCUGACACGCUACAGCCCGGCCGUGGGGCUGCACGCCGCUGUCACGCUGCGCCUGGAGUUCCCGGCGGCCGGACACGCAGUGGCGGCGCUCAGCGUCCGCCCGUUCGUGCUGCGGCAGCUCAGCGCCGGCCUCUCGCUGCAGCUGCUCACCUCGGUGAGCCUGCUCCUGUUCGCCUUGUACUUCUCGGCGGCCGAGGUGCGCGCCUGGCGCAGGGAGGGGCGCACGCGCGCCACGCGGGCUGGAACCUGGGCGCGGUGGCUGCUGGUGGCGCUGACGGCAGCCGCGGCGCUGGUGCGCUUGGCCCAGCUGGGCGCCGCCGACCGCCAGUGGACCCGCUUCCUGCGCCGCCGUCCGCGCCGCUUCACCAGCUUUGAACAGGUGGCCCAGCUGAGCGCCGUGGCUCGCGGCCUGACCGCCUCGCUGCUCUUCCUGCUGUUGGUCAAGGCCGCCCAGCAGCUGCGCUUUGUGCGCCAGUGGUCGGUUUUCGGCAAGACGCUGUGCCGGGCGCUGCCGGAGCUCGCGGGGGCAGCCUUAGGCCUGGUGGUGCUCGCCGCAGCCUAUGCGCAGCUUGCUGUCCUGUUGGUCUCCUCUUGUGUGGACUCGCUUCGGAGUGCUGCCCAGGCCUUCCUGGUGCUGUGCCCUGGGACCGGGGGCCCUGCCCUGUGCCCUGCGGAGUCCUGGCGCCUGUCCCCCAUGCUGUGCACCGGGCUCUGGGCCCUGCGUCUGUGGGGGGCCCUGAGGCUGGGGUCCGUUCUCCUGCGGUGGCGGUACCACACUCUGCAUGGGGAGCUGUACCGCCCCGCUUGGGAGCCGCAGGACUAUGAGAUGGUGGAGCUGUUCCUGCGCCGCCUGCGCCUCUGGAUGGGCUUCAGCAAGGUUAAGGAGUUCCGCCACAAAGUCCGCUUCGAAGGGAUGGAGCCACUGCCCUCCCGCUCAUCCCGGGGCUCCAAGGCUUCUGCGGAAGUGCCCCCACCCAGCGGGGGCUCCGACGCCUCCCGCCCCUCCACCUCCUCCAGCCAGCUGGAGGGGCUGAGCGUGGGCCUGGGCCGGCCGGGGCCUCGAGAGCUGGAGCCCGAGCCCUCCCGCCUCCAUGCUGUGUUUGAGGCCCUACUCGCCCAGUUUGACCGGCUCAACCAGGCCACAGAGGACGUCUACCAGCUGGAGCGGCGGCUGCAGCGCCUGCAGGGCCACAGGAGCAAUGUGCCCCCAGCCUCCCCGUCCCCCGGCCCCUCCCCAGGCCUGCGGCCCGUCCUGCCCAGCCGCCUUGCCCGGGCCAGUCGAGGCAUUGGCCUGGCUGCAGGCCCCAGCAGAGCAUCACUGCGGGCCAGGAACAAGAUCCACCCCAGCAGCUCUUAGUGCCAAGGCCUCUAGGCUCCCCUCUCCCCAGGGCGCGCCUGUGGCUCCUCUCUGGUCCCUCGAAGCCAGAGCAGACACCGCUCAGUAUUAUCACCUUCUGCCACCCUCGGUUGCGGGCCAGGCAGAACAGCUGCACGCAGGUCCCCAGAGAGCAGGCAGGCUCUCUGUGGGCUUCAGCACUUUACAGAGGCCACAUGGCCAGCUCGGACCCAGGGUCCCCUCCCACUCCUGUGGGAGGACACAGCAGUGCUGGACGAGUGCCCGGCCUCAGACGCUAAUUUAUUUCCCGAGUCCUCAGGUACAGCGGGCUGUGCCCGGCCCCCCUCCUGGCUGACGUCUGCCCUGCCAAGGACGCAGGCCCAGGGGAGGGGCCCACACGCCUGUCGUCCUCCCCUAAGUUAUUACCUCCUCCGUCCCUGCUCCGUGCACUCGCCUCCAGCUGCCGCCGUGUGUCUGUUGUAAUUUAUGUGGGGUUAAAAUGUAUAUAUUUUUGUACGUCGCUUUAUUUUUCAAUACAGCCAAGGGAUCUGGUGGCUGAAGCAGCCUGUGCCCACUGUCACCCACAUUGAAGGGGAGCUGGGACCGCCAGAGCUGGCCUUCCCUCCCCAGACACCUGUCCACCCAGCUGGAGGAGCAGCUGCUGCUUCUCAGAUCCAAGUCUGGCCUUGGGCAAGUGCUGGGCAGAGAGGGCUUUUGGAGGGGAAACCCCACCCCAGGCUGGCCUUGCCACCGCCAUGGCCUUAGCUUCCUAUCCAGGCCUGCUGGUGUCGGGUCUGGGUGAGGGCUGGGACCCUAGAGGUGGUAGGGGAAGAUCUCUGCCCGGGGGCUGGCUCCUGGGCCAGGGGAGGUGGGUGUGACCACGUAUGUGUGAGGCUGUCCCAAUGGCAAGGCCCCAGCAGCAGCCUGGCAGCCCCCCUCCCCACUCCGUUGGGCAUGGCCAAAGCUACAGCCUAGAUCCCACCCCCCCAAGAGACGAAGUCAAAUAAACAAGUUGACUGAC
Messenger RNA from Cervus elaphus (red deer), 14288 nucleotides. It is a transcript of the gene PKD1, whose product is annotated as polycystin 1, transient receptor potential channel interacting. Gene Ontology annotation, molecular function: protein binding. The record is from RefSeq and is a predicted model, not a curated record. The coding region runs from base 215 to 13288 and encodes 4357 amino acids. Lineage: Eukaryota; Metazoa; Chordata; Mammalia; Artiodactyla; Cervidae. The transcript is spliced from 44 exons. Gene Ontology annotation, biological process: kidney development. Gene Ontology annotation, cellular component: membrane.